Nothobranchius furzeri (turquoise killifish) is the source of this 1899-nucleotide messenger RNA. It is a transcript of the gene aldoca, whose product is annotated as aldolase C, fructose-bisphosphate, a. Gene Ontology annotation, cellular component: cytosol. The record is from RefSeq and is a predicted model, not a curated record. NCBI's taxonomy places the organism in Eukaryota, Metazoa, Chordata, Actinopteri, Cyprinodontiformes, Nothobranchiidae. Gene Ontology annotation, biological process: glycolytic process; fructose 1,6-bisphosphate metabolic process. Gene Ontology annotation, molecular function: fructose-bisphosphate aldolase activity.
AGAGCUUAGAAGGUCGAGCCAAAGUUUAGCAACAUUUUUUUUACCUUUUUGUUGUUUUUGUAAAAAUUACUUGGAAUGAAAAUGUGAUAACCAUUUAAUUAGAAAAGUGAAUCAUCAGAAUUUGGGACAAAGGUGGGUGUUGGAGCUCCGCUCCCGCAGGUUGGAUUAGGAGGUGUGACGUAGCGGAGCUGGAGACCAACAAAAAGCUGAGGAGAGGAGCUCCGUGGAUCAGUGGAGGAGAUCCGAACCUCAGCUGAACACCCACCAGGUCAAACCGAAGGGCUGUUCGGACAGUCACUCCCAGAAUGACGCACCAGUUCCCAGCACUCUCCGAGGUCCAGAAGAAGGAGCUCCAUGAGAUCGCUUUACGCAUCAUUUCUCCAGGGAAAGGGAUCCUGGCUGCAGACGAGUCCGUAGGCAGCAUGGCAAAGAGGCUUGCCCAGGUUGGAGUGGAGAACACGGAGGAAAACCGCAGACAGUACCGCCAGAUCCUGUUUAGUGCCGACGAUCGCAUCAACAGCUGCAUCGGAGGAGUCAUCUUCUUCCACGAGACUCUGUACCAGCACUCUGAUAAAGGCGUUCCCUUUGUUAAACUGAUCAGGGACAGGGGCGUCCUGAUCGGUGUCAAGGUGGACAAAGGAGUGGUUCCUCUGGCAGGAACGUGUGGAGAAACCACCACACAGGGUCUGGACGGACUGGCUGAGCGCUGUGUUCAGUAUAAAAAGGACGGCGCGGUGUUUGCAAAGUGGCGCUGUGUGCUCAAAAUCAGCGACGCCAAUCCAUCCAAACUGGCCAUCUCAGAAAAUGCCAACGUCCUCGCUCGCUACUCCAGCAUCUGCCAGCAGCAUGGUAUUGUGCCCAUCAUUGAGCCGGAGAUCUUGCCUGAUGGCGAUCAUGACCUGAAACGAUGCCAGUACGUCACUGAAAAGGUCCUGUCUGCGGUGUACAAGGCCAUGGCAGACCACCACGUCUACCUAGAAGGUUCUCUCCUCAAGCCCAACAUGGUCACUCCUGGCCAUAGCUGCAUUACCAAAUACAGUCCAGAGGAGGUUGCUAUGGCAACAGUCACAGCCAUACGUCGCACUGUUCCCCCAGCUGUCCCCGGAAUUGCUUUCCUCUCAGGGGGCCAGGGCGAAGAAGAGGCCUCUGUCCAUCUCAACGCCAUCAACAACUGUCCCCUGGCCAAACCCUGGAUCUUGACCUUCUCCUUUGGUCGAGCCCUGCAGGCAUCUGCCCUCAGAGCCUGGAGAGGACACAAGGAGAAUGAGAAAACCGCCACAGAGCAGUUUAUCAAGCGAGCAGAGGUGAACGGUCUGGCAUGUCAGGGGAAAUACACCGGCGCCGAUAACUACGGCGAUGCUGGCCAACGCGUCUACGGUUCCCACCAUGCAUAUUAAGAGUUUGAUUCCUCAAUCAAUGAAGUCACAGAUGAAUGGCACUCUAGAUGACCUCAGAAUAGUCACAUGCAUGGCGAUGAUUUAAAGCAGGUUUGAUCAUCCUGACAAAUAAAGAUAGUCUGGAAAUACCCUUUGAUGUUUAAUUUACAGAACAAAUGAUGCUUGCUUUACUGGAAUCAUAAGAGCACAGUUCAUUUAUUCAGUGACGCAGCGACUAAAGCCUCACACUAAUGUUUGCUGUGCCGUAUGCUAAUUCGGCCGCAGCAAUGAUCCUAACAUUAAAAUAAAUGUUAAAUAAAUCUGUUCUUCAUCGCCGUGCGUGAGGAAGUUGUCCUCGGUGUGUGUGAGAGAAUUAAUUUGCUCAUAGUUUUAAUUAAUAAUAAUUAACAUGCCUGGACAGAAUCUGUCGCUGCACAUCAGCUCAACAGAAUGUGUGAUGUUGUUUUUCUCAGCAUUUUCUGUGUAAUGGUCUAACAGUGUUGGAAUAAAACAAGUGAUUAAC